AUGCCUAUACCUAUACCUACAAGAACGACUUUCGAUCUGUUUCCAACUUUAUAUCGAGAACAAAUUGACGCCGCUAGGACAUCAUCAUGGUAUGACACCUUCGAAGAUCUUACUUUUCAAAGUACUAUAGUUGAUCUAGCUGAAUUAGGGGAAGAAGAAGAUUUCUUGAAUUGGUUAGAAGAAGAUUCGAUUUUCUUACCUGAAGGGAGCGAAGGUCGAUAUGCGGCAGGGGCUUCACUACCAAAUGCGUCAUCAAAUAACAUGAAUCGACAACGGUCGAAUUCAACUUCAUCAGAUGCAUCAUCAAAGAGUUCAAUUUCAUCCGAAGCUCCUAUAUAUCAUUUACCUAAAUUGAACGCAGCGAUACGAUCUGCAUUGGAUAAAUAUGGAGGUUCCGUAUUUCCAAAAUUGAAUUGGACUUCGCCAAAAGAUGCAGCUUUCAUAUUACCUCAAACAGCUUCGGGUCCGUUAUAUUGUACAUCACCAUCAGACGUAUACCUUUUAUUGAAAUCGAGUGAUUUCAUUUCCCAUGAUUUGGAUAACGAAAGAGCAUAUGCAGGCUGUGAAGAAGGAGAAGAACAAGAUGCGGUCACGUUCAUGAAACCGAAAUUAGAAUUGGUUUUAAAGAAAUAUUGCGAUAUAAAUCCUUCGAGGGAAAUCAGAUGUUUCGUAAGGAAUAAUGCUUUGAUAGGCAUAACGCAAAGAGAUAAUGUAUUUUAUGACCAUUUACAAUCUGAUGAAACUAGAAUCAAGAUAUGUGAUACCGUGAGAGCGUUAUGGGAAGAUGAAGUCAGAGAGAAUUAUGAUGGCGGUAUAGAUUACGUAUUCGAUUUAUAUCUCUCACCGAAUUUUCAAUCAGCUCAAAUAAUCGAUUUUCAACCAUAUAGAAAUUCGACUGAUCCUUUAUUAUUCACAUAUGAAGAAUUACUCUCAAUAUUAGAAACGGCUUUUGAACCUUUACCACCUUGCGACGAAGUGACCGCUACAACCACUAUUCCAAAGCCUAGAUUACCGAUUUUCAAGGCUAUCGAUUCACAAUCCCAUCCUUCGGCAAAUAGGAAUGCUCCUACUUAUCAAAGUAAUAUGAUGCCUUUUGAAAUGAUUGAAUUUAGUCAAGGUAGAAAUUUAGAUGAAUUCAAAGAAGCUUGGGAAGAAGCUCUGGCUCAAGGUCUGACUGAGUAA
Messenger RNA from Kwoniella shivajii, 1182 nucleotides. RefSeq lists its product as uncharacterized. The transcript has 6 exons. NCBI's taxonomy places the organism in Eukaryota, Fungi, Basidiomycota, Tremellomycetes, Tremellales, Cryptococcaceae. The record is from RefSeq and is a predicted model, not a curated record. The coding region runs from base 1 to 1182 and encodes 393 amino acids. Gene Ontology annotation, cellular component: cytoplasm.